Onychomys torridus (southern grasshopper mouse) is the source of this 2269-nucleotide messenger RNA. It is a transcript of the gene Ggn, whose product is annotated as gametogenetin. The transcript has 2 exons. NCBI's taxonomy places the organism in Eukaryota, Metazoa, Chordata, Mammalia, Rodentia, Cricetidae. Gene Ontology annotation, biological process: double-strand break repair; gamete generation. The record is from RefSeq and is a predicted model, not a curated record. Gene Ontology annotation, molecular function: ubiquitin protein ligase binding. Bases 49 to 2175 code for a protein of 708 amino acids.
UCGGGAACUGGAGACUGGAGAGAGAGUAUUGGAGGGCAGGGCAGACCAAUGCAGACAGGGACAGUCCAGCCAAGAACAGCCCGAGCCAGGAGUCCCCGCAGAACCCGCCGACUGACUGGUGGAAGCUUAUUUAACCACAGUCUCCGACCUCCGUCGAAAAUGGGGAACGUUCAGUCGGAGCCUUCCGCGGGCGGGGGCUCCCGGAAAGAGCAAGCCUCAGACCGCGCAUCCGACUCCCGCAGGACGCCUCUGGUGAAGCCCGAGGUGACCCCCUCAUCCCCAGCCAUGCACCUGGCUCGAGGGCUGGGCGUCUGGUUCCCUGGCAGUUCCGGGCCCCCGGGACUCCUGAUACCCCCGGAGCCCCAGGCCUCACCCUCGCCCCUGCCCCUGACCUUAGAGCUGCCCUCGCCAGUGACACCACCUCCAGAGGAGGCGGCUACGGCGGCGGUCUCCACACCACCCCUGCCCCCCGUGGGGACCCUGCUGCCCGCCCCAUCUAAGUGGCGAAAACCCACGGGCACUGCAGUGCCUCGGAUCCGCGGCCUGUUGGAGGCGAGCCAUCGUGGUCAGGGUGACCCUCCGAACCUCCGCCCACUGCCACCGCUGCCCCGGCAACUGACCGAAAAAGAACCGGUCCCGAAGGCCCCAGCUCCACCUCCGACGCUCCUGGAGCCUCGGAAGCAGCAACCGCCAGCACCUCCGCCUUGCGACCCGCAGCCUCCGAGCCGCAGAAUCACUCUGGCCUCUCCGGCCACAAGCCCCACAGAAAGCCAGGUCAGGCACAGCAGCGAGGGUCAGGCGGCCGGGGGAGCCCGCGGAGGGGCGCCUCCCCAAGCCGGAGAGGGCGAAAUGGCUCGGUCUGCUACUUCCGAGUCCGGUCUGAGCCUGCUGUGUAAAGUCACCUUCAAGUCCGGGCCCCACUUGUCCCCCGCGUCGGCCUCGGGUCCCUUAGCAGCCAAAGCCUCACAUGGGGCCGGCGGUGGAGGAGGACUGUUUGCCUCUUCGGGGGCCAUCUCUUAUGCUGAGGUCCUGAAGCAAGGUCUUCAGCCUCCUGGAGCCACUCGCCCCUUGGGAGAGGUCCCUCGUGCAGCUCAGGAAACCGAGGGCGGUGAUGGAGAUGGCGAAGGGUGUUCUGGUCCCCCUUCGGCGCCUGCUCCCCUUGCCCGGGCUCUACCGCCACCCCCUUACGCCACCUUCCCAGGUUCAAAGCCCAAAUUCGACUGGGUGAGCCCUCCCGAUGGCAGUGAACGGCACUUCCGAUUCAACGGGGCUGCCGGGGGAAUCGGGGCACCCCGACGACGCACAACCACGCUCUCAGGGCCUUGGGGCUCCCCUCCACCAAGGUCAGGUCAGACGCAUCCAGCUUCAGGGCCCCGGAGGCUCACACCAGCCUUGUUGGCGCCACCCAUGUUCAUCUUUCCAGCGCCCACCAAAGGCGAGCCUGUACGCCCAGUGCCUCCAGGUCCACAGCAGAUACCUCCGUUGCCACCGCCGCCGCCACCGCCCACACCACCAACCACUCCGCCACCGGCGCCACCACCCACACCGCAGCCACGGGCACUUCCGAGGACGCCAAUACUGGUGGCCCACCCACCUAACCCAAGCCCUGGCCACGUGGAGUCAGCCUUGGCUCCUACCCCUGCCCCUGCUCUGCCCCCUACCGUGGCUGCGGACCAGGCUCCGCCCCCGUCCCCGGUCCUGGCUCCGGCCACAUCCCCAGCUCCAGCAACCACCACCGUUGAGCCGUCACCACCAGUGCCCCAACCCACCAAGACUCGCACUCGCAAGAACAAAGGUCCCCGAGCGGCCCGGGGUGUGAUCCGGGAAGAGGUUACAUCUGGAGAUGGUCCUCGAGAACUGACUGCUGCUACUCCAGUGACUGACGGCAGCAGUGGAGGGGGUGGCGGUGGCAGCAGCGGAACACCCACAGCGGGGGCCCCUAACAAGGGUGCAGUGCGCCACUGGCCGCCUUUCGAGGUGCUUCAUUCUUGUCCUUCCAAGUGCUACUGCCGCCAUCAGCCCCGCCACCGCCGCCUGCCCCGCAACGUGUCUGCCUGGCUGAGUACGACCACCAACCACCUGAGUGAGCCUCCCUGGGUGGCCACCGUCAAGCUGGCCGGCUCCCUAGUAGCUGGCCUGGAGCACUACGACUUGCAGGCCACCCAUUCCAACUGAGUUCGGUCUGCCCAACACCCUCUCUCUCACCUUCUUUAAUAAAGUACCCAGUCUACACAGCUUGCCUAGCUGCCUAUCCGUUACCACCGGGGAG